Procambarus clarkii (red swamp crayfish) is the source of this 444-nucleotide messenger RNA. The record is from RefSeq and is a predicted model, not a curated record. NCBI's taxonomy places the organism in Eukaryota, Metazoa, Arthropoda, Malacostraca, Decapoda, Cambaridae.
AUGCGGGGCCCCUAUCACAGUCCUCGCCCUCCACCUGUUUCCUGGGGCGCACCCCCGGCUGGCCGCACCCCCCGGCUGGCCGCACCCCCCGGCUGGCCGCACCCCCGGCUGGCCGCACCCCCCGGCUGGCCGCACCCCCGGCUGGCCGCACCCCCCGGCUGGCCGCACCCCCGGCUGGCCGCACCCCCCGGCUGGCCGCACCCUCGGCUGGACGCACCCCCGGCUGGCCGUACCCUCGGCUGGACGCACCUCCAGCUGGCCGCACCCUCGGCUGGACGCACCUCCGGCUGGCCGCACCCCCGGCUGGCCGCACCCCCCGGCUGGCCGCACCCCCGGCUGGCCGCACCCCCGGCUGGCCGCACCCCCGGCUGGACGCACCCCCGGCUGGCCGCACCCCAGAAAACUCCAAUACACUUCCAAAUGUUAAGAUGUAACUUGGUGUAG